AUGGGAAGGGGUUUAGAGGGGGGCGGUGGUGGUGGUGGUGUUUCCGGUUGCGACAAAUUAUUUUCAAGUGACACGUCAAAAAGUGGAAUUUUCACGUCUCCCCAAUAUCCGAAUUCGUAUCCGCCGAGAACUCGUUGCCGAUACGAUUUUCAAGGUCGCGGAAGAGAAAGAAUUCAAGUGAAAUUUUUGGAUUUUAAUUUGCCUCAAACGACGGCGACGGCGACGGGGGAACACAAAGAUUGCGAAAGUUUAGAUUCGAUAAAUGCUUACGUCCAUACGGAAGGAAGACUGGAAAAAAUUGAUUCGUUUUGCGGUAAUUCAGUGCCUAAAUCCCUUAUGUCAAACGGACCGAGACUAACGUUAGAAUUUCGCGGGAUUUAUUCUUCUAGAAAAAUCAUCACGGGAUUUAAAGCUUUUUACACGUUUACGGAAAAAUUUGGAAUGACGAGAGGACAUCAAUUGACGGAAUAUCCCUGCGCAUUUGUUUUCAAUUCUAACGAAUCACGUAAUGGAACAUUUUCCAGUCCGAAUUUUCCCGGUUUUUAUCCGCGUGACACGGAAUGUCACUUUUUCUUUCAGGGAAGUCAAAAAGAAAAAGUUAAUUUACAUUUUAGUUAUUUCGACGUGGAAGGAGUUUUGCCGUGCGAAGCCAUAUCGGCAAGCGACUAUAUCGAAUUUUCUAAUUACAUGGCGAGAGAUCGAAAACAUUCGAGAUAUUGCGGUCAAUUGAAACCGUUUUUCGUUGAAUCCGAACGUGAAUUUUUUCGCGUUACUUUUAGAUCGAACGAUCGUUUGGACGGUACCGGAUUUCAAGCGUUCUAUCAAUUUAUUGGAGAAAUCGAAGCGUUCACACCGAAUCCCAUACUGAGAAGUUGUUGUUCCUGUUUAUGUUAUUAUAAUAAUAAUCGAACGGUUCAAUUUACGUGGUUGAUCUUAUUUAUAAUUUUCGCAUCGCGAACGUCGUGUUUUUUUCAUAUAGUUUGCUGA
Messenger RNA from Pediculus humanus corporis (human body louse), 987 nucleotides. RefSeq lists its product as uncharacterized. Gene Ontology annotation, cellular component: plasma membrane. The record is from RefSeq and is a predicted model, not a curated record. Bases 1 to 987 code for a protein of 328 amino acids. The transcript is spliced from 5 exons. Lineage: Eukaryota; Metazoa; Arthropoda; Insecta; Psocodea; Pediculidae.